Messenger RNA from Hemisphaericaspora subhashii, 666 nucleotides. It is a transcript of the gene ISA2, whose product is annotated as Isa2p. Lineage: Eukaryota; Fungi; Ascomycota; Pichiomycetes; Serinales; Debaryomycetaceae. The coding region runs from base 1 to 666 and encodes 221 amino acids. Gene Ontology annotation, biological process: iron-sulfur cluster assembly. The transcript has a single exon. Gene Ontology annotation, cellular component: mitochondrion. The record is from RefSeq and is a predicted model, not a curated record. Gene Ontology annotation, molecular function: 2 iron, 2 sulfur cluster binding; iron ion binding; 4 iron, 4 sulfur cluster binding.
AUGAUAUCCAAAGUAUGCAGAUAUAACACAAGGAUAAUACCCAGAACAAUCUUCCCUAAACGCCCUCACCAAAUCUCAGCAUUCCUCGUAUCAUCUCAUAAGAUAUUAUCCCUCAGAUAUAACUCAUCCACUACUUCCACUAGUAAAACCCUAAAAUCCGCAUCAUUUGCCGUUCCUAAAGACCCACCUCCACCAAAGCAAGAACCAAACGUUCCGCAACAAGAUAUAGACGAUUUCAGAGCCACGAAGCUAAUCCAAGGAAUGACAGAUCUUCAUCUCGCUAUAACCAGCCGUGCCAGUGACAAGCUCAACUCCAUUGCUGCAGAAGAACCAAACCCUCAAGAUUGUGCUUUGAUGGUCAGUAUCCAAAGUGGAGGGUGUCAUGGGUUUCAAUAUGAUUUACAUUUGUCGUCGCUUUCCAAAGAAUUGGCCGAGAAUGAAGAUUUACUAGUAUUUGAACGGGAAAGUGGUGGAAAAAUUAUGAUUGAUGAAUCUAGUUUGGAAAUUUUACAGGAUUCAAAAUUGGAUUAUACUAAGGAAUUAAUUGGAAGUCAAUUUAAGAUUGUGGAUAGUCCAUAUACUAGUAGUUCUUGUGGAUGUGGUUCUUCAUUUGAAUUUGAUUUUGACAAAUUAGCGAAAAAGAAAUCAGAAGAGGCAACCACUUGA